Messenger RNA from Xenopus laevis (African clawed frog), 2349 nucleotides. It is a transcript of the gene cdk19.S, whose product is annotated as cyclin-dependent kinase 19. Gene Ontology annotation, cellular component: nucleus; cytosol. The record is from RefSeq and is a predicted model, not a curated record. The coding region runs from base 205 to 1770 and encodes 521 amino acids. Gene Ontology annotation, molecular function: nucleotide binding; kinase activity; protein serine/threonine kinase activity. The transcript is spliced from 14 exons. NCBI's taxonomy places the organism in Eukaryota, Metazoa, Chordata, Amphibia, Anura, Pipidae. Gene Ontology annotation, biological process: regulation of transcription by RNA polymerase II; regulation of cell cycle.
AGAUAGAGGGCGCUCUUCCCGCUAAAGUACAUGGCAUGCGCCUAUGUGCGAAGAAGAAGAAAAACAAGGAAAUGGUGGAGGGAGAGCCUGGCACUUAUUCUAUGUAACGACCGGCAGGAGCCUGCGGGCAGCAAAGGGUGGGGGUGAUAGCCGAGCCUUGAUGGGUUAAAUACGAUCUCGCUCCAGCCGAGGAGGAGGAGGAGGAUGGAUUACGAAUUUAAGAGGAAGCUGUCCGCCGAGCGGGAGAAAGUGGAGGAGCUGUUUGAAUAUGAAGGUUGCAAAGUGGGUCGAGGCACCUACGGGCAUGUUUACAAAGCUAAGCGGAAAGAUGGAAAGGACGAAAAAGAAUAUGCACUGAAGCAAAUUGAAGGUACAGGCAUAUCCAUGUCGGCUUGUAGAGAGAUUGCACUGUUACGAGAGUUGAAGCACACAAACGUGAUUGCGUUACAGAAAGUGUUUCUGUCCCACAGCGACAGAAAAGUUUGGUUACUGUUUGAUUAUGCAGAACAUGACUUAUGGCAUAUCAUCAAGUUUCAUCGUGCCUCAAAGGCAAAUAAAAAGCCCAUGCAGCUGCCAAGAUUGAUGGUCAAGUCACUACUCUAUCAGAUCCUGGAUGGAAUCCAUUACCUGCAUGCAAACUGGGUGCUUCAUCGAGACCUGAAACCAGCAAACAUCCUGGUAAUGGGGGAAGGUCCUGAGAGAGGAAGAGUCAAAAUAGCUGACAUGGGGUUUGCCAGGCUGUUCAAUUCUCCUCUGAAACCUCUAGCAGAUCUUGAUCCAGUAGUGGUCACGUUUUGGUACAGGGCUCCAGAGCUGUUGCUUGGAGCAAGGCAUUACACGAAGGCCAUAGAUAUUUGGGCUAUUGGUUGUAUUUUUGCUGAACUGUUGACUUCGGAACCCAUUUUUCAUUGUCGUCAAGAAGAUAUUAAAACAAGCAACCCAUUUCAUCAUGACCAACUUGAUCGUAUCUUCAGUGUAAUGGGAUUUCCAGCAGAUAAAGACUGGGAAGAUAUCAGAAAGAUGCCAGAAUAUCCCACUCUUCAAAAAGAUUUCAGAAGAACAACAUACACAAACAGCAGUCUUAUUAAAUACAUGGAAAAACAUAAAGUGAAGCCUGACAGCAAAGUAUUCCUCUUGCUUCAGAAGCUUCUGACUAUGGAUCCUACCAAAAGAAUCACAUCAGACCAGGCAUUACAGGAUCUCUAUUUCCAAGAAGACCCUUUACCCACAUCUGAUGUUUUUGCAGGGUGCCAGAUUCCAUAUCCAAAACGAGAAUUUUUAAAUGAAGAUGAACCAGAAGAAAAAACUGAGAAGAAUCAGCAGACACAAAAUCAGCACCAGCAACAAACAGCAACUCAGAAGCAGGCUACAGUUCAGCAGCAGCAGCAACAACAAAACAGCAGCCAGACAAAUGGUACAGGUGGAACAGCUGGAGCCACACUUCAGCACAGUCAAGACUCCAGUCUUAACCAGGGACCACAGAAUAAGAAGCCACGCAUGGGGCCUUCAGCCAAUAACUCUGGUGGAUCCUCCCUGAUGCCUUCAGAUUAUCAGAAAUCAUUAAAUGGACUGUACAAAAUUAAUGACACUUUAGAAGCACUCCUCUUCACGUCUGGGUUACCAAAGCAAUGUUCAGGGAUCUUCUCAGCCCCAGAAUGCCAUGGGUUACACUACAACAUCUCAGCAGAGCUCACAGUACCACCAGUCCCACAGGUACUAGAAGGAAAACCACCAAAAGGAAACCAAGUAUCAAUCAGAGGCUCCGGCUAGUUGAUGAACAGAACCUUCAAAGAUAUACACAUCCAGAACUACAAAUGGAACAUGUUGUCCAGAACUUAGUCUGUGUUCUUCGUGUAUAGCCAUCCUCAAAUGUUUGGUAAACAUCAACCUUGGCUGACCUUCUUUGAAGCCUGAGUUAACUUCUUACAGUCACGAUAAGUUAGAAUUUGUGAUUGAAUGCCAGCACUUACUCGUUUGAGUUUUUUUAAUGAUUUUGUUUUGUGCAGCUUCUUGGCAGUAAUGACAGUGAUUUAUUUAUCUUAAUAAGGCUGCUCAGUGGAACUUCAUGUUGUAGAAAUAAGAGGUAGUUCUGUAUAGAUUUUUAUUCUGAAAAACAAGACAAGAAAACAUAAAUGCACCUUUUUAAGCACUGUGUUCUGUUCACAGAGCAUUGCAGUUUGGCAAACAGAUGUCAAGAACAGGAAACUUUACUGUUCCAAGUUUCCGAUCCUUCUUUUUUUUAACAGGAUUCUAAAAAAAUAUAUAAAAAUUUGAAAAAAAGUUUGUGCCUGCACCAGAGACACCAAUAUACAUGCAGGAUUUAACUCAGGAGUGGUUGAAGUAGAUUAC